This is a messenger RNA of Saprolegnia parasitica CBS 223.65, 405 nucleotides long. RefSeq lists its product as hypothetical. The record is from RefSeq and is a predicted model, not a curated record. Bases 1 to 405 code for a protein of 134 amino acids. The transcript has a single exon. NCBI's taxonomy places the organism in Eukaryota, Oomycota, Saprolegniomycetes, Saprolegniales, Saprolegniaceae.
AUGGCGGCGAGUCCGGCGUACGUCGACGUCUGCGACUCGCUCCACGUCAGCUGGGACAUUGCGACCGUCGUGCCGAUCGUGAGCACCAAGUGCUUUCCGCAGUCGUGCGUCCUCGCGCAGCUCUCGCAGUGCAUGGACAUCCCCGAGCCGACGUACAUGGCGAUCGGGUACGACUAUGUCGCGGAGCCGACGGACGGCUACAACGGGUACCGCCCGUCGAGCUACCAGCGCCCGUCCAGCUACGCCACGUACAACCAGUACUCGCGCGCGCUCAUGGCGAGUGCGUCGACAAGCUCGACGUACUUGGCCACCUUCGGCUUUGUCGCAGGUGUUGUCGUCGUUGUCGUCGCGCAGGUUGUUCUUCGCAAGCCGAAGGCGGCCGAGGCGACGUACAAACUCGUAUAG